UAAUCCUUGGCAAAGUCCCAAGAUAAGCACAGGUGUUAAAUUCUGGACAAACUUAACUCAAAACCAGAGUAAUAAUUGGGACAUUGGGACAGCAUACAAUGCCUGGGGAUACAUACCUGAUGGUACUUUCUGCAGUAGCCUGUUUAUGUGUUCUAAACACUGAGGCUUAUUCGGGCAGAAAUAUCUCACUCACUCUUCGAGACAGGAGGUCAAAUGCAGUUUGCAGCAUCAACUGUGAUUUUGAAAGUGAUAUCUGCAGUUGGUCUCAGUUGGUGACUGACGUUUUUGAUUGGACAAGACAAACAGGUUCUACCACCUCAUCAAUGACCGGUCCCUCCUCUGACCAUACAACAGGAAGUGGUUUUUAUAUCUACAUUGAGGGUGACAGUGCAACUCAUGGUGACACGGCCCGUCUCCUCAGUUCAGAAUGUGCUGACCCUCAACCUCAGUGUCUACAGUUUUGGUAUCACAUUUAUGGUACCAGCAGCACCAUGGGACUAACCGUCUACCUGCUUGAGGGCAACAAGGCCCAGGAGGUGUGGAGUACGAGAGAAAACCAUGGAGAUGUGUGGCAUCAUGCACUGGUUGAACUGAGACCAAACACAAAGUUUCGGGUCAUCUUUGAGGGGCGUAGAGGAAGCACAGCCCUGUCAGAUGUUGCUAUUGAUGAUGUCUCUCUGCACAGAGGAACCUGUGAUGAUUUAAUAAACCAGGUGACUCCAUCACCAACAUCUCUGGUGUCAUCGACAGCAGCUUCAACAACACCACACCCUGCACCAAUCCAAACUACCACCACAACUGUCCGAACUACAGUCAGACCCAAUCCAUCUACAGAAGUAUCAAACACCCCUGCACCAAUUUGCAGCAUCAACUGUGAUUUUGAAAGUGAUAUCUGCAGUUGGUCUCAGUUGGUGACUGAUGUUUUUGAUUGGACAAGACACACAGGUUCUACCACCUCAUCAAUGACCGGUCCCUCCUCUGACCAUACAACAGGAAGUGGUUUUUAUAUCUACAUUGAGGGUGACAGUGCAACUCAUGGUGACACGGCCCGUCUCCUCAGUUCAGAAUGUGCUGACCCUCAACCUCAGUGUCUACAGUUUUGGUAUCACAUUUAUGGUACCAGCAGCACCAUGGGACUAACCGUCUACCUGCUUGAGGGCAACAAGGCCCAGGAGGUGUGGAGUAGGAGAGACCAUGGAGAUGUGUGGCAUCAUGCACUGGUUGAACUGAAACCAAACACAAAGUUUCGGGUCAUCUUUGAGGGGCGUAGAGGAAGCACAGCCCUGUCAGAUGUUGCUAUUGAUGAUGUCUCUCUGCACAGAGGAACCUGUGAUGAUUUAAUAAACCAGGUGACUCCAUCACCAACAUCUCUGGUGUCAUCGACAGCAGCUUCAACAACACCACACCCUGCACCAAUCCAAACUACCACCACAACUGUCCGAACUACAGUCAGACCCAAUCCAUCUACAGAAGUAUCAAACACCCCUGCACCAAUUUGCAGCAUCAACUGUGAUUUUGAAAGUGAUAUCUGCAGUUGGUCUCAGUUGGUGACUGAUGUUUUUGAUUGGACAAGACACACAGGUUCUACCACCUCAUCAAUGACCGGUCCCUCCUCUGACCAUACAACAGGAAGUGGUUUUUAUAUCUACAUUGAGGGUGACAGUGCAACUCAUGGUGACACGGCCCGUCUCCUCAGUUCAGAAUGUGCUGACCCUCAACCUCAGUGUCUACAGUUUUGGUAUCACAUUUAUGGUACCAGCAGCACCAUGGGACUAACCGUCUACCUGCUUGAGGGCAACAAGGCCCAGGAGGUGUGGAGUAGGAGAGAAAACCAUGGAGAUGUGUGGCAUCAUGCACUGGUUGAACUGAGACCAAACACAAAGUUUCGGGUCAUCUUUGAGGGGCGUAGAGGAAGCACAGCCCUGUCAGAUGUUGCUAUUGAUGAUGUCUCUCUGCACAGAGGAACCUGUGAUGAUUUAAUAAACCAGGUGACUCCAUCACCAACAUCUCUGGUGUCAUCGACAGCAGCUUCAACAACACCACACCCUGCACCAAUCCAAACUACCACCACAACUGUCCGAACUACAGUCAGACCCAAUCCAUCUACAGAAGUAUCAAACACCCCUGCACCAAUUUGCAGCAUCAACUGUGAUUUUGAAAGUGAUAUCUGCAGUUGGUCUCAGUUGGUGACUGAUGUUUUUGAUUGGACAAGACACACAGGUUCUACCACCUCAUCAAUGACCGGUCCCUCCUCUGACCAUACAACAGGAAGUGGUUUUUAUAUCUACAUUGAGGGUGACAGUGCAACUCAUGGUGACACGGCCCGUCUCCUCAGUUCAGAAUGUGCUGACCCUCAACCUCAGUGUCUACAGUUUUGGUAUCACAUUUAUGGUACCAGCAGCACCAUGGGACUAACCGUCUACCUGCUUGAGGGCAACAAGGCCCAGGAGGUGUGGAGUAGGAGAGAAAACCAUGGAGAUGUGUGGCAUCAUGCACUGGUUGAACUGAGACCAAACACAAAGUUUCGGGUCAUCUUUGAGGGGCGUAGAGGAAGCACAGCCCUGUCAGAUGUUGCUAUUGAUGAUGUCUCUCUGCACAGAGGAACCUGUGAUGAUUUAAUAAACCAGGUGACUCCAUCACCAACAUCUCUGGUGUCAUCGACAGCAGCUUCAACAACACCACACCCUGCACCAAUCCAAACUACCACCACAACUGUCCGAACUACAGUCAGACCCAAUCCAUCUACAGAAGUAUCAAACACCCCUGCACCAAUUUGCAGCAUCAACUGUGAUUUUGAAAGUGAUAUCUGCAGUUGGUCUCAGUUGGUGACUGACGUUUUUGAUUGGACAAGACACACAGGUUCUACUACCUCAUCAAUGACCGGUCCCUCCUCUGACCAUACAACAGGAAGUGGUUUUUAUAUCUACAUUGAGGGUGACAGUGCAACUCAUGGUGACACGGCCCGUCUCCUCAGUUCAGAAUGUGCUGACCCUCAACCUCAGUGUCUACAGUUUUGGUAUCACAUUUAUGGUACCAGCAGCACCAUGGGACUAACCGUCUACCUGCUUGAGGGCAACAAGGCCCAGGAGGUGUGGAGUAGGAGAGAAAACCAUGGAGAUGUGUGGCAUCAUGCACUGGUUGAACUGAAACCAAACACAAAGUUUCGGGUCAUCUUUGAGGGGCGUAGAGGAAGCACAGCCCUGUCAGAUGUUGCUAUUGAUGAUGUCUCUCUGCACAGAGGAACCUGUGAUGAUUUAAUAAACCAGGUGACUCCAUCACCAACAUCUCUGGUGUCAUCGACAGCAGCUUCAACAACACCACACCCUGCACCAAUCCAAACUACCACCACAACUGUCCGAACUACAGUCAGACCCAAUCCAUCUACAGAAGUAUCAAACACCCCUGCACCAAUUUGCAGCAUCAACUGUGAUUUUGAAAGUGAUAUCUGCAGUUGGUCUCAGUUGGUGACUGACGUUUUUGAUUGGACAAGACACACAGGUUCUACUACCUCAUCAAUGACCGGUCCCUCCUCUGACCAUACAACAGGAAGUGGUUUUUAUAUCUACAUUGAGGGUGACAGUGCAACUCAUGGUGACACGGCCCGUCUCCUCAGUUCAGAAUGUGCUGACCCUCAACCUCAGUGUCUACAGUUUUGGUAUCACAUUUAUGGUACCAGCAGCACCAUGGGACUAACAGUCUACCUGCUUGAAGGCAACAAGGCCCAGGAGGUGUGGAGUAGGAGAGAAAACCAUGGAGAUGUGUGGCAUCACGCACUGGUUGAACUGAGACCAAACACAAAGUUUCGGGUCAUCUUUGAGGGGCGUAGAGGAAGCACAGCCCUGUCAGAUGUUGCUAUUGAUGAUGUCUCUCUGCACAGAGGAACCUGUGAUGAUUUAAUAAACCAGGUGACUCCAUCACCAACAUCUCUGGUGUCAUCGACAGCAGCUUCAACAACACCACACCCUGCACCAAUCCAAACUACCACCACAACUGUCCGAACUACAGUCAGACCCAAUCCAUCUACAGAAGUAUCAAACACCCCUGCACCAAUUUGCAGCAUCAACUGUGAUUUUGAAAGUGAUAUCUGCAGUUGGAAUCAGUUGCUGACUGACGUUUUUGAUUGGACGAGACACAAAGGCUCCACCCCCUCAUCAAUGACCGGUCCCUCCGCAGACCACACAACAGGAAGUGGUUUUUAUAUCUACAUUGAGGGUGACAGUGCAACUCAUGGUGACACGGCCCGUCUCCUUAGUUCAGAAUGUGCUGACCCUCAACCUCAGUGUCUGCAGUUUUGGUAUCACAUUUACGGUACCAGUAGCACCAUGGGACUGAGCGUCUACCAGCUGGAGGGCAACAAGGCCCAGGAGGUGUGGAGGAGAAGAGAAAACCAUGGAGACAUGUGGCACCGUGCUCUAGUUGACCUUAGACCAAAGACAAAGUUUCAGGUCAUCUUUGAGGGGCGUAUAGGAAGCACAGCCCUGUCAGAUGUUGCCAUUGAUGAUGUCUCUCUGCACAGAGGAUCCUGUGAUGAUUUUAUAAACCAGGUGACUACAGCCACACCCAUCCAAACAACAUCUGCCCCUAUCCAAACUACAGCUGCACCUGUUCAAUCUACAGCCGCACCCAUUCAGUCUACAGCAAGGCCCAUCCAAACUACAGCCGUACCUGUCAUAACUACAGCCGCACCCAUCCAAACAACAGCUGCACCUGUUCAAACUACGGCUGCACCCAUUCACUCAACAGCAAGGCCCAUCCAAACUACAGCUGCACCUGUCAUAACUACAGCCGCACCCAUUCACUCUACAGCAAGGCCCAUCCAAACUACACCCGCACCCAUCCAAACAACAGCUGUACCUGUUCAAACUACGGAUGCACUCAUUCACUCUACGACAAGGCCCAUCCAAACUACAGCCGCACCUGUCAUAACUACAGCCACACCCAUCCAAACUACAGCUGCACCCAUUCACUCUACAGCAAGGCCCAUCCAAACUACAGCCGCACCUGUCAUAACUACAGCCACACCCGUUCACUCUACAGCAAGGCCCAUCCAAACUACAGACGUCUCAAUGCCCUCUUGCCCCACAAACAGUCAUUACACUGACUGCAUCCCUGCCUGCCAGCCUACUUGUACACACCUGCACGGCCCCCCUGACUGCAACACUGACGGGCCAUGUGUGCAGGGCUGUGUGUGUGAUGAUGGCUUUGUCCUUAAACAAAGUGUAUGUGUGCCCAUCCAUGAAUGUGGUUGCCAAGACGGCCAUGGCAAUAACCACAACUUUGGUGAUGUUUGGUAUGACAACUACUGCUCACAGAGAUGUGAGUGUGAGGAAGAAAAUGACGGAGAGAUUCAAUGCAAGGAAUAUGAAUGUGAUACAGAUCAGAUAUGUCACAUGACUGAGGAGGGAGAAUACAGUUGCCAGGAGACUGAUUUCAGCAAGUGCAAAAUCAACGAUGACCCCGAAUACAAAACCUUCGACAACAUGAAGCACAAGUUUAAGGGCAAGUACUCUUACGUCCUGGUUCAGUCCACCACCAAGCCAAGCAACCUUCAGGCCGUUUAUGUGGUCAUCAUCAACGAAAAAAUCAAAGGCGAGAGCAGUGAGGAGGAUGACAGCAGUGAGGAGGAUGACAGCAGUGAUGAAGAUGACAGCAGCGAGGAGGACAAUGAUAAUGGCGGUCGUGUUCGUGCUCUGAGAAUCAGAGUUUAUAACCACACUGUGGAAUUUAAACAGGGCCGUAAAAUCACAGUUGAUGGGUUGAGCGUUAAACCUCCUGUCUCCCCCUCUGGAGGGAUAAAGAUUUGGGAACGUUCUUCUUGGGUCUAUCUGAAGACUGACUUUGGACUCUCUGUGGAGUAUAAUGGCAAAGACAAAGCAGAGGUCACUCUUCCCCACACAUAUAAAAGGAAGAUUGGAGGUCUCUGUGGAAAUUUUGAUGACCGCAGCAAAAAUGACAUGAUGAAGCCAAAUGGGGAGCAGGCAAAGAAUCUGAAAGAGUUUGGAGAGAGCUGGAGGGUAACGGACAACAAAAUCAUAGUCUGAUGGAGGCGGUCCUCACUUCAACAGAAAUGGCUUCGGGCUUGAGCUAAUGUAGACAUUUACUUCAAAUCAAAUUCCUUUAUCAUCACUCAAUCACAUACACAAGUGCAACAGUGGGUGAAAGUCUUUGGUGCAGUUCCAAGCAACACCAGUAUGACGAUUACAAUAAACAUCUGAUUUACACAUAACACAUUUUACACAGGGUGGAGCUCGCAGCACAGCAGCCAUACUCUGUGCCAUCUUGCCAACAUACAACAUGAACGAUCUGUUGACCACACCUGUCAUAGCUGAUGCAUUAAUCAGACUAGAUAAGCUUGCUGGAUGUACAUGUUUUUUGAAACAUACACAUUUUUGUCUUUUUUUUUCUGUAGAACACAAUAGAUGAUAAGCAGAAUGUUAGACUGUCAGCCUCGGUUAACAUUUAAUAUCACUGCAAAAUAAAAAAAUGAAAGCAAUGAAAGCAAAUGGUGACUGAGUCUGAGAUAUUAGUUUAUUCACAAAUUGCAUAUAUUGCCUUUUCUUUUUCUGUCACUGCUUUUCUGUUAUUCUUGAAUAAAGCAUCAUUUAUAAA
Xyrauchen texanus (razorback sucker) is the source of this 6609-nucleotide messenger RNA. RefSeq names its product MAM and LDL-receptor class A domain-containing protein 1. The record is from RefSeq and is a predicted model, not a curated record. Gene Ontology annotation, cellular component: membrane. Lineage: Eukaryota; Metazoa; Chordata; Actinopteri; Cypriniformes; Catostomidae.